Molecule: messenger RNA, 468 nt
Organism: Penicillium verhagenii
Lineage: Eukaryota; Fungi; Ascomycota; Eurotiomycetes; Eurotiales; Aspergillaceae
Exons: 1
Coding region: 1-468 (155 amino acids)
Source: RefSeq, a predicted model, not a curated record
AUGGCAUUUACCCUCCGAUCCGAGCUCGGCGAAGCAACAGCAAGGCUGAUGAUGCGUGCUGGAGAAGACUACAAUAAGAGAAUUGUUGUUCUAACCGCUCAAAAGACUCUCACCUUCGCUGGUGUUGUUGAUGUGAUCAACAGCAUGACGGGCCGGCAGCUUCAGGUGGAAUUGGUUUCGCCGAAUGAGUUUGUCAGAUUGAAGAGUACGGAUGGUGAGGGUGGGGAACCUGAGACGUUCUUCCGGUUUGUCUUGUCGUGGUAUGAGAGUGUUUCGAGCGGUGAUGCUGGGUUUACGCAUCCGUUUAUGGCGGAGGUGUUGGGGAGAGAGCCUACGCCGACUGAAGAGGCCAUCCGGGGGGGGGGGGGGGGGGGCGGCUUUUGGCUGACAAUCCAGAUUAUGAGUGGCAUCAGGAUUAUGCGAAUCGUGGUCAGCACUAGCCUGGGGAUGGGUUUAGGAAGUGUAUAG